Molecule: messenger RNA, 3279 nt
Organism: Cyprinus carpio (common carp)
Lineage: Eukaryota; Metazoa; Chordata; Actinopteri; Cypriniformes; Cyprinidae
Product: transmembrane protein 268-like
Exons: 11
Coding region: 471-1520 (349 amino acids)
Source: RefSeq, a predicted model, not a curated record
AAGGAGGAAGACACACUCACAGAGAGUGAAAGAGAAAGAAAGAUCCUACGUGACCAUGAGAGGAGCCUGAUGGGGGGAAAAAUGAGAGAAAGACAAAACAAGUAUGAAGAGAUAAAUCAAUGAGAGUUAAAACUGGGAGGAGCCUAACAAGGAAAAAAGAGGGAAGGUUGUGGCAACAGCAGACAUGACUAAAAGAAACUGAGGCAGACACACUGAGAGAAAUGAAGAAAUGGAUUUGCUGUUACAUUCUCACUCUGUUCUUCAGCAGUUAAACAUGUUUGCUGUAUUCAACAACUAGCAAAGCUUGCAGGCUGCAGUGGAGUCAGCUGUGAAUGCUUUCGUGUCUUACAGGAGAAGUUGACUGCAAGAUUGGUGUUUCCUGUCCUUAAACAGGCAGUGCAACGUGCCAAAAACAUCGACUGAGACAAACUGGGCCCUGACCAAAGCAGGUUCUGACAGUGGCCGUUACCAUGGAGGAGAGGGAGCGGCAGUGUAACGGAGAGGAAAGAGGUGAUGUUGAAUCCCCCACAGGACAGUCCGUCACGGCAGGAGAACCAGGCACAGCGUCCACAUGGAGGAAUGGUCAGUGUGUGGCUUGUGUGUCCACAUCCACUUGGUUCACUCCCACCUUUGACUUCUCACACUGCAGGACUCUUCUGGAAACCAAAGGCUUCCAGAUUCCAACAGAAGACUUUGAGGGUCCACUUCAUCUAGCACUGGACCACCCAUCCAUCAGAAGAUACCUGCUUUUCAACUCAAACAUUUUCAAUGUCAUCAUGUCACCACUCUUGUAUCUGGUGCUGUGGUGCGCUGUGUACUCGACCAUUCACCUGUACCUCGAUGGCAGCACAGCGGAGUUCUGGGCGCUCUGCCUGUGUGUCAGUCUGGUGUCCGUGAUCCUCACCGCCGCCAUCAACCUCAUCUUCCACUACAGCAACAAAGAGAUCAACAUGAACACAGACGUGCGGUUGGUGGGGGUUAAUGAGCACAUGGCCAGGCACAAGCUGCUGUUGGGAGUGGCUGACUGGGUCCAGAAAUGCAGAGGAAAUCUGCAGCUCUUCUGUGUGUACUGGGACUUGUCCCCAUGUCUGACAUCUCUGACUGAAGCGCUGGACGACAUGAGUUUUGUCAGGGAUCAAGUACAGAAAAAACUCAAGAAAAGAAUGUCCCACCUAGUUCUAGUGACCGAGGUCACGACCCUGGAUCCCGAGGCUGGAGUACAGGACGAGGAGCUCCCAGAUGAAGAGCAGCCGCUGCUGGAGGGACGAGAGCGAAGCGCAUCAACUAGUCAACGAGAAGACUCUAAACUCACCAAAAACUUCAGCUUGAUGCCUGACACCACUCUCUCAAAUCAGGCGAUUGCUCAGCAGCUCCUGAUGACCUACAGUGCACUUUAUGUCAGACUGCUGGUAUCAAACAAGCUUCCUGCUCCUCCCCAGAGGCCUUCAGGUGCAGAGAAAAAUCAUUCCACUUCCUCUCUGUGUCUGUGUGAGUAUGUGGAGCUGAAGGUUCUGCAGUAGACAGAACAUGACUAUCAAAUCUCACAUUCAAAGGUAUUAGUCAUCCAUUUCUUCGGGAUGAUUGUUUUGCUGUCCAUUAUGAUAUAGUCACAGACUGUUCUUGCUGCUCUUGAAACUGUUAUGAUUUUGUCUGUAUACUGAAAUAUAUAUAUAUGUAUAGUUGACUUAUUGUGGUUUUCUAUUUGCACUAUAUGCUUACAAUGUGUGAAAGAAUCAAGUGACAGCUGAUUCUUUCCUCUUCCAUGUUAAGUUCUUGUAUUAACCAGACAAACUGACAAGAUAUCAAUCUGCCAAUCAAAACUGUCUGUUAUUAUUACUUAAAGCAAAAGAUCACCCAAAAAUGAAAGUGUUGAAAAUGUUCAUCUAGCAUGUGGAUGAGUUUGUUUCUUCAUCAGAACAGAUUUGGGGAAAUGUAGCAUUACAUUACUUGCUCACCAGUGGAUGCUCUGCAGUGAAUGGGUGCCGUCAGAAUGAGAGUCCAAACAGCUGAUAAAAACAUCACAAUAAUCCACAAGUAAUCCACACCACUCCAGUCCAUCAGUUAAUGUAUUGUGAAGUGAAAAGUUUCUCAUUUUUAAGAAAUACAUCCAUCAUUCCAUCAUUAAUUUUAAACCAUCACUUCUGGCCAAAAUACAAGUACAUAAUCUAUUAGAACACUUCUUCUAGUUCACCACCUGUUGUGGUCUGUUUUGGCUUGCAAACGGUGCUUGAUCUGUGCAGAUUUCUCACCUGAUUCAGAUUUUUUUACUGGAGAAAAUAAUUUUAUGGAUAGAGGACUUAAAAACAUCUUGAUGGAUUUGUUUCUUAGAAAAUGGACUGGACUUGAGUGGAUUACUUGUGGAUAAUUGUGAUGCUUUUAUCAGCUGUUUGGACUUAUUUAUUGACACGCAAGUGAUGUAAUGCUAAAUUUCUCCAAAUCGAGUACAUUUUCCUGAAAGUGAGUGAAUUAUUCUCUUAAAGAGCAGGUUAUAUGGGUUUUUGAAAAAUAUCUCUUUUGCAGUUUAUAAUGUAGCUAUCCUUAAAUGAAAACAAUCUGCAAAGUUGUUAAUCAAAAAAGUGCAUGAUAAAUAAAGAUAUUGUCUCUCAAAAGAGAGAGUCGGUUCUGAAUCGCCUUAACAAGUCAUUAUAUUUUCUAAUCUUUUGCCUGUUACGGGUAUACUGUGUCACUGGGUAACACAUCUGCAUAAUCCCCGCCUGCCCGCAAAAUACGAACAGAGUCUGACCUGCCCACAAACAAGGAUAACACAGAAAUACAAUUCAGACCUUUUGUUGUGUGCAUGUCAUUUUAUCAAUGACUGAUUCUCUAAUCUUGGCUUUUAUCUUCGUUGGCUUCUAAUCUUCCUUCGUAAUUUGGACUAACAAGAUCUCCAAACCACAACCUGUAAGUACGAUUGAUACACUAUGUGUACGUUUUCAACUGAGUGCUCAAAAAAAAGUUUUUAUGUUAAUAUGUGAUGUAUACCUAGUGCAGCAUUAGGUUUCCAGGUGAAGCACAAUAUUAUUGUCUUACUGAAGUAGUUCGCUGUGAACCUACUAUUUCCUAAGAAUAUGUCGAUUAUUGUAGACUGACAUUGUUCUAAUUGCUUUGUUUAAUAAUAAAGAAUGUAGUGUAGCACACAGACUUUAUAAUCAUUGUGAAAUUGCUGUUUAUUGUGCUGCACCAGCAGUUACAGGGUUAAUGCGGGAGAGAUGAGCGAAUGUUAGGCUGCUGCGCCUGUGAUACAGCUGUUCUGCCUUCUGAUUAAAAGUUAAGACAGCA